CAGUUUUACGUACUGGGAAGUACUCGUGGAAUUCAGUGAUUCGAUACAUCAGAAAUUUUUUUUCUUGGAUUCUCAAUCGAAGAAUCAAAAUUCAAAAAUGAAAAGUGCUUUUAUUUCUGGAUUAGUGAUAGUUCUGGUUGUUCUGAAUUUUGACAAUGUCGGGGCUAAAAUGACGAUACCUCAAGUAACAAACAUGCUGAUGCCAAUGAGGAAGACCUGCAUGCAAAAAACUGGUGCGAGUGCAGAGUUGGUUGACGCACCGAAAACCGGCCCGAUGCCGGACGAUCCCGUUCUGCAGUGCUACUACGCAUGUUUGUUAAAAAUGAUCAAAGUCUUGACGAAAGAAGGUCUACCAAAUGUCGACAGUAUGGUGAAGCAAAUGGACGUAAUGCUGCCAGCCGAUGACAUAACAGCACGAUUAAAGGAAGUCAUAGCUUUGUGUACUCCUGCAGUAACGAGUACUGACAGUUGCGAAGGGACCUGGCAGUUCAUCAAGUGUUUCUAUGAGACGGAUAAAAAUGUUUGCUUUUUCCCAUGAGAAGCUCGGGGUGUACUGGAAGUCGCUGGUAAUCGAUCCACGGAAUAGCAAGGCGCGAUGAUAUCAACACUGACUGGGAUGAAUCAACAAAAUUGAAACAAUAUUUAUGUACAUAAAAAUUAAAAUCAAUUGUAAUCAUAAGCAUUGUAAGCACUUUUUUAUGAUUUAACUGGUAUUUGGAUAAUGAAGAAUUUGUUAAAUUAAACUUUUGACAGAAUCAUUUUAAUAA
Messenger RNA from Diachasmimorpha longicaudata, 767 nucleotides. Its product is annotated as general odorant-binding protein 83a-like. Bases 98 to 538 code for a protein of 146 amino acids. Lineage: Eukaryota; Metazoa; Arthropoda; Insecta; Hymenoptera; Braconidae. The record is from RefSeq and is a predicted model, not a curated record. Gene Ontology annotation, molecular function: odorant binding. The transcript is spliced from 6 exons.